AUGGAGACAUUGGAAGAUUAUGAUUUUGCUCUUCAUUACCAUCCUGGAAAGGCAAAUGUUGUAGCAGAUGCCUUGAAUAGGAAGAGUUAUGGCAAGUUGUCUAGCUUGGGGUUGAGAAAGUUUGAGAUGCAUGCAGAUAUUGAGGAUUUUAAGCUAUGUCUUGGUUGGGAAGGACAGGGUCCAUGCUUGUACAGUAUAUCGGCUAGACCAAUGUUUAUCCAAAGAAUAGUGGAGGCCCAAGUUCAUGAUGAGUUUUUAGAAAAAGUUAAAGCCCAGUUGGUAGAAGGUGAAGUAGAUGAAAAUUGGUCUAUGCAUGUAUAUGGGAGUGUGAGAUUUAGAGGAAGGUUGUGUAUGCUAAAAGAUGUGGAGUUGAGGAAUGAACUUCUAGCAGAUGCUCAUAGGGCAAAGUAUACCAUCCACCCUAAGAAUACCAAGAUGUAUCAAGACUUAAAGAGACAGUUCUAG
Molecule: messenger RNA, 465 nt
Organism: Vitis riparia (riverbank grape)
Lineage: Eukaryota; Viridiplantae; Streptophyta; Magnoliopsida; Vitales; Vitaceae
Exons: 1
Coding region: 1-465 (154 amino acids)
Source: RefSeq, a predicted model, not a curated record